Messenger RNA from Thunnus maccoyii (southern bluefin tuna), 3765 nucleotides. RefSeq names its product colony stimulating factor 2 receptor subunit beta (gene csf2rb). The record is from RefSeq and is a predicted model, not a curated record. Bases 490 to 2709 code for a protein of 739 amino acids. The transcript is spliced from 15 exons. Gene Ontology annotation, molecular function: cytokine receptor activity; protein binding. Gene Ontology annotation, biological process: cytokine-mediated signaling pathway; immunoglobulin mediated immune response. NCBI's taxonomy places the organism in Eukaryota, Metazoa, Chordata, Actinopteri, Scombriformes, Scombridae. Gene Ontology annotation, cellular component: external side of plasma membrane.
GACAAUGUCAUGAAACCAAAAUAUGUAUCCUCAGUUAGACCAGAAUACAACAUUUAAAUAGGAAACACAAAAACGUAAUGUGAAAAACUCUUCUGGGGUUACAUUUCAGGCUAAUCAUAUAUGUGUAUUUUUGCAUUUUGUAGGCUUUUAGAUGAUUCCUCAUUAGCUGUAUUUCCACAAUAAUUUGAGUUUUUAAAUUAACUUUGGCAACCAGUAAUAAAGGCUGCAUGAUAAGAGCAAGUAAUGCUAAGGGAUGGUGGCAUUUUGGAAGCUGUAAAUUAAAACAGCUGAGCAUGCAUUCAAGAGAAACUGACAUAAAUUGUCACCAUGGACAGAAAGGGGAAAUUAAACUCGUCACGGAGGAAACUCCCACAGUUCUCGACAGUGUUCAUGAGGAGCUGGUUGACAAGAAGGAAGCAAUGGUGACAGACAGGCACACUGACAAAGGAAAAUGUGUAAAAAUCUUCAUGUACCAUGUAAGACUUCUUGAUGAUGUGGAUACACAGAGUUAAGAGUUUCCUGAGAUCAAUUCAGAAAAAGGGGCUCCAAUUGCCCUAUCUGUCCACAGGAAUGAUGGCUCUCUUCUGGGUCAUGCUUUGGUCAACGCUCCCUCAUCUUGCUCUUCUCUCUGAUCCGGAUCGUUGUACCAUCCCUGAGAUAAACAGCCCACAGACCGUGUCUUCAGUGCUGGAUUCCUUAGAGUGCCAUAACGACUACAUGUCGUACGUCCAGUGCGAGUGGAAGGAAGCACCACACAUAAACACACCACUGCAGCUCUUCUUCAAGACAGCAUCGGAAAGCGUGCCGUGUGAGCCUUACGGUGAUGCAGUCCAGGAUGCAGAUGACCACAGAAUUGUCAAGUGCAGAUUUGAAGAUGAAGUGUUUGUUGUCGCCAGCAAGCACACCGUCUUCUUCAACAAGACGCUGGCCCCCUGCUCGUCUGUCCCACACAAGCUUCUGCAUCUCUCACAGCACUUGAGAGCGCGCCCACCAGUGGAUCUGUCCAUGCACGAUUCAGGUGAUGGAGACUGGCAGCUCAUAUGGUUCAGCCCCUACCCUUCCUCCUCCUCCUUGAGCAAAAACCUCAAAUACCAGCUCAGCUACAGGCCAGACAGACAUGCCUCCUGGACUAUUAAGGAUGUCACAAGUACCAAUAUGACACUGGAGAAGCAAUCAUUGCUUCCAGGUUGCAGGUAUGAAGCCAGGGUGAGGGCCCAGGCCAGCGUGGGUCAGUGGAGUGACUGGAGUUCCGUGGUGACCUGGCAGACUGAAGAAGCUGUAGAUGCUGUUUCCAGUUUGCAUUGUGUGCUGGAUGGAGAGAAGGAGGUGAUGUGUAGCUGGGAGGUGAGCGAAGAGCUGACUCACUUCAUUACCUACCAGCUGGCCUGUCGACACAAUCAUUCUGCACCGUCUAAGGGAUGCUGUGUGAACCAAACAGUAACUCGUGACCUCAGUGGGUCGGUGCUGAGGUACAGCUGCUCACUGAAUGUCACAGACCCUGCACAUCUGCUGCUGGAGCUUAUACCGACACGCAAUGCCAAGACUUUUAAUACCAGGCAACACAUUCGUCCCAACCCACCACAGCAGGUAAAGGUGAAGGAGGAUGACUGGAACUGGAUCGUGGAAUGGACUCUACCGAGAAAAUCUCGUUUUCUCAGUCUGUAUUAUCAGGUGUGCUAUAACAUGACACAGCAUCAGGAUUCUUGCAUCCCGAUGAACAUUACAGAUAGCUCCACAUCCCUGACCAUCCCUAAGGCGUGUCUGGCCUCGUCCCAGCAAUACCAGGUCAAGGUCAGGUCUCUGGUCCGCCCAGGAAGUGGUUCAGAAUACGAGGGAACCCCCUCUACCUGGACCGACCCAGUGGACUGGACCACGCAUGCAGCCAGCCAGUCCGUCACCAACUUAAUCUAUUUCUUCAUCGGUGUGUUUGUGAUCACAGUCUUCUGCACACUCUACUACACCAUUCCAGCUUGUCAAAGGAGAGUAGUUGUGUGGGUGGAGUCAGUUCCUUCUCCAGGCAAAAGCAAAAUCCUUUCUGAGAUCAAGUCUGCCACCAGCCGGAGCCUCAUGCAGAGUGAGAACACUUACAUCUGCAAAGUGCUGAACUUGGACAGCUUAUCUACAUGCUCCUCAGACACUUCGCUGUGGCCAAUCAAGGACACUGACAAAAAGCAUUUGGAGCAGUACAGGGACUGCUGGAACUGUGAUAACCUGCUCUCCCCUGCUGAGAAGGUUAAUGGAUCUGACACAUCUUCCAUGAGCUUCAGCGGGCCAUAUAUCUUCUGUCAGACACCAGAGUCAAAGUGCAACUCAGUGGAGGACAAGUGUGAAGAGAAAUGGGAGAAAAAGGAAGAAAUCUCAUCACAUGACACUGCAUCUGCUUCCCCUGAGAAUUUUACUCUUUAUGGCGAAGGUUAUGUGUGUCUGCCCAACCGCAGCGCCUCCAGGUCCACACAGGAUCUGGUAUCUCACAGCGAUGCCAACACAAGCACACACAGGCAUGACAACGCUGAGCAGGACCAACAGUGUCCAGAUAACACACCAAAGUUGGAUAAGGUGGACAUCCAGCCGGGCCUCAAUGAGCCCACCAGCUGCCACCAGCCUCCAGCCUACACCUCAGGACCUUUCACCCCCUGGCCUCAAGGGGGUACAGUACAGGCCUCAGGGUACUGCCUGCUCCCCACAGACCUCAAGAAAGCAGCACAGUAACAUGCAAUAUGCAAGGGAAGAGCAUAUCAAAGAGGACCCAUGGAGCUUUUUCUUUUUUUCACAACCAUUCUACUUUAUCUCAAACUAUUUAUGCUUUCUUGUUACAUACAUAUAUACAUAUAUUAAUCAAUGGGUUGUUACACGCUAGAGAUGACUUUUUCAGAAUCCCUUUAUCGUGUCUGACCUAACACCAGGUCAUACGUCUGACCAAUGGAGGGCAAUAGUGAGCUGAGCCUGUGAAUACCACUGUCUCUGGUGCCACUGUAGAUGGACUGGUGGAGAUGGAGAUAGAUUUCAGUGCAGCACACAAAACAGUUCUUUCUGUCUGAACUUCCUUAUGCAUACUGGGUCAGGAUGAAAUAACAGGAUCACCUUACAGUCUAAUAUAAUCCAACACAACAGCCCUGCAAAAAAUAUUUUUCAUAAAUGUUUCAUUUUUUUUUGUUGAAAUUGUGUCAGAGACAUUAAUUCAAAACUUUCCAGAAAAUGAGGAUCAUGUACAGAAUUUCUACAUUUCCCUACUAUGUAAGUUGUUUCACAUUUACUGCACCCAACCACACACUCUCAAGAACUGUUUUGAAAUCUUGUAUUUUUUUAUCACUUCCUUAGAAUUUCCCUUCUCUGUCUUGCACAGCCGAGGCAAAAGUUACGUUAACUGCGUUUCAUGGGAAAAGCUUGUAUGUUUGCUGACUGCCAUGUUCACUGCAGUCAUGUAGCUAUGCGUGUUUGCACAACGGUGUGUGAAUUUGGACCUUGUUGCCAAUGUUGUAGCCUAAGUGUUGCUGAAUGUAUAUAUACAGUAUGUUAUCUACUUUGUGAUGUGCUGUUAUUGCUGUGUUCAGUGGCACCAGUAAUGUAACUGCAUACAAGUUCUUAGCCAACAACUGAGGCCUGCAGAGACACUUGAAAUGGAAUAAGAAAGUACUAGAAAUAUGUUAAGGAUAAUUUUAUAUGAAAUAUGCCGCCUUCUUCAGGUGUAUUUUAGGCCUAUUUUUAUGUCAGUAAAAGAUCAUUAAUUAGUAAGCUUGGUUCUCAAUGUUUGCUGCACUUUUGUAU